CGGAUCUCGGCCUCCGCAAUUCGGAGCAUCUGGGGGACUGGGCCACGCCGAGAUCCGUCCGAGCAAAACUAUGCUUCGAUCCCCAGAUCCCAAGCCUCCUGAGAUCAGCCUUGGAAGCCUUCGAGGGGCGGAAGUCGCCCACGCGGGGGCUAGGAUGGCCUUGCCAUUGCGGGCCAUGCUCCGGGCUAAGGCCAACUGGAGAACGGGGCCGUGGAGGAUGUGUCGGUGCGAGGCUCUUUCUCGAAGCCUGGCUUUGGCACCUCGAAGCGUCUCCAGUCGUUGCUACAGCGGCCCAAGCAAGCCAGAGGCCACGCGAACCGACGAGGGCUCCAAGCUUCCGCGGCUUCGACCCUCGUGUCACGUGCCGAGUGGUGCGAGCCCAGGCCACCGGAAGAAGGAUGCCCCGAUAGAGCCUCUGAUGGCGGAUGCUCGGAUCUUCCUCAUCGCGGGGGCGCUGCUCUGCUUCGGGGGGAGCCUCUACUCCGUCUAUGUGGCCGUGACUCACGACCCCAACCGCAAAGAGGAUCGGCCAAUCCUGAAGCGAGGGGAAUACAUAGGUGGUGCCAGCAUCGUUGGCGCCCUGGUGAUGACCUACGUGAUCUUGAGAAGAUGAGAGCGGAGAUUCGCAUCGCGUGACCAGCGGAGAAGAGCCAGCCCUGGAGAUGGGGGUGGAUUCGUGCCCGUGGAGCGAAAACGACGGGUUGAGCACGAAGCGCGAAGGAGGUAGGAUGAGAUUGAAGGAACCCUUGAAGGUUUCAGGCUGCUUUCCUUUUACCAGUGGGUGACCAUCAACUUUGGUGUCGGUGUGUAGCUGCCAGGAUGAGCG
This is a messenger RNA of Durusdinium trenchii, 826 nucleotides long. The record is from the annotation of a GenBank genome assembly. NCBI's taxonomy places the organism in Eukaryota, Dinophyceae, Suessiales, Symbiodiniaceae.